Molecule: messenger RNA, 813 nt
Organism: Microthlaspi erraticum
Lineage: Eukaryota; Viridiplantae; Streptophyta; Magnoliopsida; Brassicales; Brassicaceae
Source: the annotation of a GenBank genome assembly
AUGAAUGAUCAACAAGGUCAACGAAACGAAUUGUUUAUGGACAAGAACGUUAUGGCUUGCGAGGUACCUGAGAUCAUAGUUUGCGACUACAAAGAGCUAACUUAUAACGUCGUCAAGGAUAUAUGUGUCGAUGAGGAUUCAGCCAAAGUAAAUGUGAAUCCUUUGGAAUCCAAAUCCUCAGAAGAAAGCAAGCUUGAAGAAAGUGUUGACACUAAAGAUUCUUGCAAACUCUAUCAAGAUAAUUUGAUUGUGACUGGACAAGACUCUGGUUGCGAGAAAUCGCCCCUGAGUGAUGCAGUAGCUACAUCAGUAAGUGUAUCUAAAGAAGCUUUUACCUUGGGAGAUAUUAUAUCAAUGGAGGAAUCGCAAAACCGUCCUAGAAACAACAUUGAUGGACGUGAAGAAAGUGCAACAAAAGAGGCGAAAACAGAGGAACCAAAAGCAGACAGCUUGAGAUACAUUUCCUCUGAAAUGGCAGAACCAAAGAAUCCAUUACUAAACGAUGUGCUCGAGGACUCUGAUGAUCACCAACAUCUCUUCUCAGGCAAUCUCCAAAACGGUUCCGUGGAAAGUAUUUUCUCUGAAGAAGAGUCAGGUUUUACUCAUAUAACUUACUCUGGACCCAUCUCAGUCUCCGGAAGCAUCUCUGUUCGAUCUGAUGGAAGCACAGUCAGCUCAAGAUCCUUUGCUUUCCCAAUAUUGGAAUCGGAAUGGAACAGCAGUCCUGUAAGAAUGGUGAAAGCUGAGAAGAGACCUAUUCGGAAGAAGAAAGGAUGGAGACAUUACUCUCUUCUUCUCUGUUGUAGAUUCUGA